Molecule: messenger RNA, 1770 nt
Organism: Babjeviella inositovora NRRL Y-12698
Lineage: Eukaryota; Fungi; Ascomycota; Pichiomycetes; Serinales
Exons: 1
Coding region: 107-1690 (527 amino acids)
Biological process (GO): biotin import across plasma membrane
Cellular component (GO): membrane
Molecular function (GO): dethiobiotin transmembrane transporter activity; solute:proton symporter activity; biotin transmembrane transporter activity
Source: RefSeq, a predicted model, not a curated record
ACAGAAUCGUUCAACCGGAGCACCGGAUACCUUCAGCUUUUUGUCUAUAAAUACAGCUCCUUUCCAGCUCUCUUCCCGACUCUCUUCUCAUCAACAAUCGUUUCUUAUGUCGUCGGCUGCCUCCUCCAAGAGCCAGAUUUUAACUGAAGCUAUGCCUACCGCCCAGAAAUACACCACUGACGCCGAGGACUCUCCUUCCUAUGAUUCUGAGUCUUCCGUAUUGCCGCCUUCUAAGAAGGAGUUGGACAGAAUCUACAGAUCGCUUGACUACAGAAUCAUUCCGGCCUUGUGGGUGUUGUACUUCCUCACCUCCUUCGGGAGCUCAGCCUAUGGUAACACCUUAACCAUGAACACCGCCUCCGGACACUCCUUGAUGCAGUCUUUGAACUUGGGGAGCCACGACACCGCCACCGCCUCUGCGUUGUACUAUGUUGGCUACAUCAUUUUUGACGUGCCGAUGAACUUGGCCAUGACGAGAUUGCAGCCCCAGAUCUGGUUAUCGAGAAUUGUCAUGACGGUUGGGCUUGUAUAUACCUGCUAUGCUGCCCUUUCCAACGCCAAGGGUCUUAUCGCUAUCAGAUUCAUCUCCGGUAUGUGCGGUGCCGGUACUUGGCCGGGCUUGAGCUACUACAUCUCUUUAUGGUACCCUAACGACAGAACGGCUAAGAGAAUCGGCUACUACUUCACGGCCGCUCAGAUUAGUGCUUCUGUUGCCGGUUUGCUCGGGGCCGGUUUCCAAAGAAUCGAUAUGGUCCAUGGAUUGGAAGGCUGGAAGUGGCUCUACUUGGUGUAUGGAUCCAUUACUAUUGCGGUCGGGAUCUCGUUAGUGUGGUGGUUGCCGGACAGACCGGCGGGUAUGCUUUCCUUUAACGACGAUACGGAAGCUGGUGUGAUGCAUAAGAUGUUUAGGUUGGUUCCAAAGUCCAAGCAGCCCUUGAGCGGCAACGAUCAAUUAAUGCAUCUCAAGGACAUGGAAGGCCGUUACACCAAGAUUACCUGGGAUUUCAAGGAUGUCUGCAACAUUUUGCUCGAUCCUCGUACCUGGCCCUUGGUGAUCUGCUACUUCGGUGUUGUGGGUGCCGGUUUUGGGUUGGCGGUGUUUGGUACCACCAUUAUUAAGACCAACAACCCUAGCUUGUCCUCCAUUAAUGUCUCCUUGUUGUACGCUCCAAUCUGGUUGUUUGACUUGGCGGCCAUUUUACUUGUCACUCCCUUUGCUGACAAGUUUAAGCGGUACCGUUACUUGUUCUUUUCCGGUGCUUCUGUCAUUAUUAUCGUGGGAAUGUUGAUCACCACCUUUGCCCACGGGCCAUGGAAUAAGUACGCUGGGUUGUUAGUUGCUGGGUUUGGUUUAGGUCCUACCGUGCCCACCGUGAUGGCCUGGGCCGCUGAAAUUUUUGCUCCAAAGUAUGGUGAUGUUGGCUGUGCGGUUAGUGCCGCUCUCGUUUCCGGUUUGGGGAACUUGGGGUCUGUUACUGCGACGUAUGCUUUGUACUCUGGGUGGCCAGCCGAUAAGCUCAGAUUGUACAAGUACUCUAACAUGAUGCUUGUUACCAUGGUUGGUACGGGUAUCCUCAGUGCGUUUUUCCUCCAGGGCAUGAGACACUUUUUAGGUGACUUUAAAGUUGAAAUUAGAGAAGAGAGAGAAGAGAGAGAUGCUAGAGAAGAGAGUGUUGAAGAAGCUAUAUGAAGAGUUUAUAUGAAAAAAAAAAACCCCCAUAUGAAGUGGAGCUGUGAUGGAUGCCCACCCUACCGACUCUAAUUUCUAAC